CAAAACUAAGAUCACACAACAAAAUAGAGAACCGGAAACACGUGCAUUUGUUUACAUGCUGAUGUCUGUGAAAGAAGAAAAUGUCAUUUACAUUUAAUUUUCCUAACCCUGACGCAGCUGAAAAUGAAAGAACAGAAGAUCGCAUGAUCACAGAAAAAUCGGAUGAUGAUGAUACUGUCGAGGAUUUCAAAGAAAUACAUAUAACAUCUCGGAACCUUGAUAAUGCUGUUAGGCAGACUUACCAGAUAUCAGAAACUCUGCAUGUUGAUGUUCUCGACAGAGAUGUUGUGGAAAAGCAGCUUUGUGAGAAGACAGGGUCGGUUUGUGGUGUAAAAGAGGCUGCAGGACAGCACUCAGACCUUAUACCUAAUGUUUAUGAAGGCGGAUUGACAGUUUGGGAAUGUUCGCUGGAUCUGGCAAAAUACCUUGACUCGUGCCCAGAUAGUUUAGCUGGUAAAACUGUCCUUGAACUUGGCUGUGGUGCCGGAAUACCAGGGAUCGUUGCAAUAAAACAUGGAGCCUCCUUGCUCCAUUUUCAAGACUAUAACCCAGAGGUGAUGGAACACUACACCAUUCCCAGCGUACUCCUGAACAACAACGGACAUUCCUGUAAAUGUAGAUACUUCAGUGGAGACUGGGCCAGAUUUCGUUCACAUAUGCUAAGUGAAAAUAUGAAAUAUGACACCAUACUGACGGCAGAAACUAUUUAUAAACCUAUAAAUUAUUCCAAACUAACCAACAUGUUUAAAGAUUUUCUUAGUAAAAAUGGAGUUGUCUAUGUAGCAGCCAAGAGUAAUUACUUUGGAGUUGGCGGGAGCUCAAGAGGAUUUGAAGAUUUUAUAAACAAGGAUGGAACAUUUGAAAUCAGGGUCUGCCUCACUCUGGAAGCAGGAGUACCGAGAGAAAUUCUACAGCUGAAAUGGAAGAAUGUGUAAAGACUCUUGUGAUAUGAAAAUAUGGUGCAGUUUUAUUACAUAGUUAUAUUACUUAUAUAUGAUAAAAUGUUUCAAAC
This is a messenger RNA of Mya arenaria, 1012 nucleotides long. Its product is annotated as histidine protein methyltransferase 1 homolog. The transcript has 9 exons. NCBI's taxonomy places the organism in Eukaryota, Metazoa, Mollusca, Bivalvia, Myida, Myidae. Bases 81 to 935 code for a protein of 284 amino acids. The record is from RefSeq and is a predicted model, not a curated record. Gene Ontology annotation, biological process: peptidyl-histidine methylation, to form tele-methylhistidine. Gene Ontology annotation, molecular function: protein-L-histidine N-tele-methyltransferase activity.